Chrysemys picta bellii (western painted turtle) is the source of this 4947-nucleotide messenger RNA. It is a transcript of the gene ARMC5, whose product is annotated as armadillo repeat containing 5. The record is from RefSeq and is a predicted model, not a curated record. Gene Ontology annotation, molecular function: protein binding. Gene Ontology annotation, biological process: anatomical structure morphogenesis. Gene Ontology annotation, cellular component: cytosol. Lineage: Eukaryota; Metazoa; Chordata; Testudines; Emydidae.
CUCCCCCUUUCCCCGUUGCUCUUGCCCUUGGGCCUCUCCCGCGAUGGCCGCCGCAGCCGGGGGGAGCUGCCCCGCCGAGUCGCUGGGCUAUUGCCUGGCCCAGCUGCGGGGCGGGGCCGAGCCCGCGCUGGGCCGGGCCCUGCUGGCCCUGCGGACCCGGCACAUCAAGCAGCCCGGCGGGAUCGAGCGGUUCCGGGCCCGCGGGGGGCUGGGGCCCCUGCUGGGGCUCCUGGCUGGGGCCCUCCGGCCCCGCCGCACCCUCGACCUGGCCCUCAGCAUCCUGGGCAACUGCUGCACCGAGGGGGGGAGCCGGGCCCAGGUGCGGGAGCUGGGGGGGAUCCCCUCGCUGGUUAUGAUCCUGAAAUCCCUUGGAGUCGAAAGUAUCCACAACCGGACAGCACGGGCCCUGGGCAACCUGGCCAUUGAUGUAGAGAACCUGCAGGCUAUCCAUGAUGCUGGUGCAGUGGCACCCCUGGUACAAGUCCUUGCCAGCUCCCAGGACAGCGAGUGCCUCCAGAGCAUCAUUCGGGCCCUGCGCAACCUGGGCGCCACCCCAGCGCACCGUCUGGCGCUGGCCCAGCAGGGCGCAGUGCGAGUCAUCUCCGAGCGCCUGGCUGCCAGCCCCGACGACCCCGCCCUGGCUGCUGCGGCUGCCCGGGCCCUGCUAGAGCUCACCAAGGGCUGCAGCCGGGACUGCGCCGAGCAGCUGAGCCUGGGGGGCGGGGUGGCGCCCCUGGUGGCGUUAGCCGGGCACAGCAAGCGGGCGGUGCGGGAGGCGGCCGUCUCGGCGCUGUCCAAUCUCUGCCUGCAGGGGAUGCUGCGGCCGGCAGUGGGCAAUGCCGGGGGCGUGGCGGUGCUGGUUGGGGAGAUCCAGCGCCGGCGCGGGGCGGGAGCCGCCGGCGCCAUCCUGCAGCCCCUGGUCAGGGCGCUGUGCCUGCUGUGCCGGGAGGCAAUGAACCGCAGCCGGGUGCGGGAGGCCGGCGGGCUAGAGCUGCUGCUGGCGCUGCUGCAGGAUGGGCGCCAGCGAGGCUGCCACGCCCGCGUGGUUGUGGCCUUCGUGGCCUUCUUCUAUGACCAGGAGGCGCUGGAGGUGCUGCAGGCCGGCGGGCUGGUGGCCCUGCUGGUGGAGCGGCUGGUGGCCCAGGGCCAGUGGGCUGCGCGCUGCGCGGAGGAGGACAAGGAAGAGGAGGGAGACAGCGAGGACGAGCGGGACGCUGCCUCCUUUGACUUCCCCCACGAGGGGCGACGGGAGAGCGGGGCACCAGAAGGGGAGUCAUCCAGCUUCCAGAGACUCAGGUCCUGGCUGCUCUCCGAGGGUUACAUUGCCAGUCCCGGCGACCUCUCCCCGCAGUGGUCCCCCGACGGCUCCCUCAGCCCCACCCUCGAGCUGCAGGACGACACGCCGGGGCCUGGCCGGCUGCCUGCGGGGCUCGGCUUGCCCACCUGCUUAGCUCCUCCGUCGCUGGAUCCGGCUGCCAGGGUGCAGUGCUUGGCACCCGUGGCAGAGCCGGACUCAACCGUGGCUGAUGGGAGCCAUGUGGCAGAGACGCCAGGUGCUGAGGCACCAGUCGUGGCACGUUUGGCUACAGCCAGAGCUGCCAGGCACCAUCCAGCGGAGUUGGAUCCAGGCACGGCACCAGAUUUGGCUGCCAGGCACCAUACGGCAUUGCCAAAUCCUGCCAGAACGGGUGACCACAGCGCAGCCCCCGUGGUGCUGCUGGCUACACCAAAGUCCACUGGGACCAAGAAAGACCAUCCGGCACAGAUUGCACCGGAUGCUGCCGGCAGCGCUCGGAACCUGCAGGCUCAGUUGCUGCUGUCGGCGACCCCGAAUGAGGAGCUCCCGCCAAACUUCGCUCUGACUGACCUGCAAAAUCCAGCACGGUUCCCGGCUGCGGCAGCCACCGAAGAGUUGUGUCCAGGCAUGCUGGUUCCAGCCGGGCCUGGCUGGCACGUCAUGGCACCAUCAGACGAGCCAGGCCCAGUGCUGGCACCGCCAAUUCCCACCGGGGCAAGCCAGUCUGAUCGGGCACCAAGCCCCGUUCCUGAGCAUCUGGGUCCGGUGUCACCAAUUCCCGCUGGGGCCAGCCGGUGUGAUUGGGCACCAAGCCCCGUUCCUGAGCAUCUGAAUCCAGUGUCACCAAUUCCCACCGGGGCCAGCCGAUCUGAUCGGGCACCAAGCCCCAUUCCUGAGCAUCUGCGUCUGGUGUCAGCAGUUCCCACUGGGGCCAGCCGGUGUGAUCGGGCACCAAGCCCUGUUCCCGAGCAUCUGAAUCCAGUGUCACCAAUUCCCACCGGGGCCAGCCGAUCUCAUCGGGAACCAACCCCAGUUCCUGAGCAUCUGAAUCCAGUGUCACCAAUUCCCACCGGGGCCAGCCGAUCUGAUCGGGCACCAAGCCCCGUUCCUGAGCAUCUGAAUCCAGUGUCACCAAUUCCCACUGGUGCCAGCAGAUCUGAUCGGGCACCAAGCCCCGUUCCUGAGCAUCUGCGUCUGGUGUCAGCAGUUCCCACUGGGGCCAGCCGGUGUGAUCGGGCACCAAGCCCUGUUCCCGAGCAUCUGAAUCCAGUGUCACCAAUUCCCACCGGGGCCAGCCGAUCUGAUCGGAAACCAAGCCCCGUUCCUGAGCAUCUGCGUCCGGUGUCACCAAUUCCCACUGGGACCAGCCGGUCCGAUCCGGCACCGAGCCCAAUUUCCAAGGAUCUACGUCUGGUUUCUCCGAUUCCUACUGGGACUGAGCAGCGCCUCCUUGCCAAUGACGUCCUGGAGCCCCAGCCCGCUGCUUUCUCCUCGCGGCGCCGCGGCAAAUCACGUCCCCAUCCAGACGCGGCCGCCUGCACGCCGGCUCCGUUCCGCCCCCCGGGCGAGGUCCUGGCCCCGCAGUUCUUGCUGUGGGGUGGGGAGGAGGAGCUAUCGGCCCCCGAGGCGCCCGCCCUGUUGCUGCUCUCCCGCUUCUCCCAGGCCGAGGACCCCAGCCGCAGCCUGGUGACGGGCCCGGUGCUGCGGGGGCUGCUGGCCUACGUCACCGGAGCCCCCGCCCCGCUACCCCGCUGCCUGCGGCUGUUGCACCGGCUCACGUGCAACCCCGUCUGCCUGGAGGCCUUCGUGCGCUGCCACGCCCCCUCCCUGCUGCGGGCCUGGCUGGUGCUGGGCGUGCCCCCAGAGGAGGCCGCCGCCGUGGGACAAGAGACCCCCAGAACUCCAGGCAGCGGGCACCGGCAUGGCAGGAGGUUCAAGGAGUUGGGCGAGACCCUGCUGUGCAAUCUCUGCGUCCAGGCUGAGUCGGCGUUCGGGGCGGGCGUCCUCACCCACAUGCUGCUCUCGGGCGCCGAGGCCGACCAAGUGGCUUGUGCCAUGGCCCUGCCCCUCAUCUGCAGGAAGAAGUCCCUCUGCCGGAGGCUGCUCCUGGAGCACUCUGGCCUGCGCCUCCUGCUGGCUGCCUUGACACGUGGUGGACCGCCCUUCAUCUUCUACGCUGUGGACUCGCUCUCCCUGCUGCUGGGUGCUGCCGCCCCCCUCCCCUGCCCCGCCCGCCCCCAAGCGCUCCCGGCUGGCAGCUCCCCGCCGUGCCCCUACGAGCGGCUGGUGAAGGCGGGCGGGGCGGACCUGCAGUUCCGGUUGGACUCGGGCGCCCUGGUGCUGGCCUCGCGCCAGGCCGCAUGCGCCGGCUCCGACGUCCUGCGGGCCAUGCUGGCGGGCGGGUUUGCUGAGGCGCGCCAGGCCCUGGUGCCCAUCCAUGGGGUGGCGCCUGCCCCCUUUCUGGUGCUGACCCACUUCCUGCAUGGCUGCCGGGGUGAGCCGUGCCCGGCCCUGGGGGGCCCGUUCCCACCCGGCGAGGGGGAGCUGGCGGAGCAGACGCUGGCGGUGGCCGAGCAGUUCCUGCUGCCCGAGCUGCAGGAGCUGGUAGAGGCGGCGUUGUGCCGGCAGUACCUGCGCCCUGGCGCCAGCCUGGACCAGCUGUACCGGCUCGGGGAGCGGCUGGGCCGGGGGCAGCUGCUGCGGCGCUGUGCCCGCUACGUCCUGCUGGGGGCGUCAGAGGAGCCCACCAGCCGAGCGGCCGCGCUGGCGCGGAUCCUCCGAGUCACCAGUGACCCCAAGGGACUGGCCCAGGAGCUGCUGGCGGUUGCCAUGGAGACCCCAUGGGGAGUGGGCACUGAUGGGACCUAGGCUAGGGGGCUGGCUGAGGGCACUGCCUGUGCCCCUCUGGAUGCGGGGCUGGGCUUAGGGCACUCUCUGUACCCCUCUGGGUGUGGGGGUUUGGGAACAGAGGGGUUUGGAGGUCAGGGAGCUGUCGGGGGGGAAAUGGGGUCAUGGAAAGGUAAGGAAUGGGGAUAUGGGACCCCGGUGGCGAGAGGAAUCAGGGCAAUGGGGACUAACCACUGCCCCCCAGGAAAGUUUGGGAUCCCUUCUCUGUUGGGUGAGUUGUUCUUCCCCACCCCUCCUCCCCCCCAGGCCAUGGCACAGGGUGAGAGCCUGCCUGCAGCCUCCCCCAAGGAAGGGAUUGUGGUGUAGUGGGGGGGUGCCCCUACUUUUGCAGCACAGGGCACCCCAAUUCCCCACCUGAGGCCAUGGAGAGCAGUUUGGGGGGCCUUGACUGGAGGGGGGCUCAGUCCCUGAUCUGCAGGGUACCCCUCAGUCACUGGGCAGGGUAGUGUGUGCUUUGUCUGCACAGAGAGAUGCCCACACCUUUUUUUCUAGGUCCCAGGUAGGGCAGCUCUGGGGGGUGCUCAGCGGUACCCCCCCAUGCUGCGGGGAGCGGUGACAGGCGGCCGGGGGCCCUCAGCGGUACCCCCCAUGCUGCGGGGAGCGGUGACAGGCGGCCGGAGGUGCUCAGCAGUGACAGGCGGCCAGGGGCGCUGCUUUCUGCUGGCGAGGGGAUGGGUGUGUACGAGUGGAAUGUAUUGAAUAAGCUAUUGUACGUGGAGAAAUACAGGCUGGGCUUCACCAUG